Mobula hypostoma (lesser devil ray) is the source of this 2845-nucleotide messenger RNA. It is a transcript of the gene prepl, whose product is annotated as prolyl endopeptidase like. The transcript has 15 exons. The record is from RefSeq and is a predicted model, not a curated record. Gene Ontology annotation, biological process: proteolysis. Gene Ontology annotation, molecular function: serine-type endopeptidase activity. Gene Ontology annotation, cellular component: Golgi apparatus; cytoskeleton. Bases 147 to 2411 code for a protein of 754 amino acids. NCBI's taxonomy places the organism in Eukaryota, Metazoa, Chordata, Chondrichthyes, Myliobatiformes, Myliobatidae.
ACAGUGUACUGGGAUGUGAGGUGUUGUGAUCAGUGUUUGCUUUUUGUUUAAUUGCAACCAGAGGAUAUGUAUAAUUCUCACCUUUUUAAAAAAGAUAGGGAAAUUAAGAACGGGUCUUGCUCCUACAGCCGUGGACUGAGAUUAAAAUGCCUCGUGCGGUCAUUUUGCUUCUAAAGAUAAAACAGAGUUUCCAAUCCAGCUGCUUUGCAGCAGCUUCAUGUGGGUUGAAAAGAUCCUCGUAUGAAACUCGCAGCUGGGGAGUCAGGGAGUUUGCGAAAAGUUGUGAACAUUUAGAAAAGGGAAAUAGUAAUAAAUGUGAAGCGUUUAAUUAUCAGGAACUUCUACAAGCAGAACUAAAAUAUUACAAGUCAAAGUCACACAAGUAUCAUAAAUCGGAAGAUAGGAUUAAAAGGAGGUUAGAAUCAAUUUGUGACAAGUAUGCCUCCAAUAAUAAUAAACAUGUGAUGCGUGUGGAUGACACUGAGUACUUUGAAGAUGAUGGCUGCAUUUAUAGAAAAUUUCAGAACGGUCCUCCUGAAGUUGUUCUCUGCCUGGAUCAGCUACAGUUUGUUCAAACAAAAGAUGCUCAAUUUCAGCGCAUCAGAGUCUCACCAAAUCAGAAGUAUUUGGCUUCAAGCAUAUGUACGAUAUCAGAUGAACCCAGUUGUGUUGUGGUAAAGCUUGAUUCAGAGCCGGUGGUGGCACACGUUUUGCCAAAAGCAUUUAGUUUUGAAUGGGCCACAGAUAACUGCUUGUUCUACACCAUUUUGGAGAAGCUUCAAUCGCAACAAGUUUUCAGGCUUCUGCUGGGAGACCAGAGAGCAACAUCUGAAAUGGUUUACAAAGAGAAUGAUAUCAGGUCUUUUGUGGAGCUAACCUGUAGCAAGGAUGGAAAAUUCAUCACCAUCAACAGCAACAGUAAGAAUAGUUCGGAGGUCUGGUUAAUUGAUCGAAUGCAUCCACUGGAGUUGGCCAGGGUUGUGCAAGAGCGACUUCCUGAUCUCAUUUAUCAUGUGGAACACUGGAAAAACCAGUUAUAUAUUCUGACCAAUUUUGGUGCCUCAAAAGAGUAUGGACUGAUGAAAGCUCCAAUUUCUUCGUCUGGAAUGCAGAAUUGGAAGACUGUUUAUGCAGUCAAAGACAAACAUAAACUAAUCGAUAUGGAGCUGAUCAAUGAUCAUUGCAUAAUGAUACUGAAGUGUUAUGGUCACUUAUAUUUGCAUGUCUUUUCUCUCAAAGAGCCAGGAGCUGUUAAGUCCAUCCCGCUCCCAGCCUGGGCUUGUGCUAUUGAGUGUGAAGCUUGCGUGGAAAAUAAGGCAAACGUAAUUUGUUUUCAGUUAUCCUCUCCAGUGCAGCCCCCAGUGAGUUUUCAGUAUUCGCUGGUUGAAGAUGAGCUCUAUAUUCAUGAUGAAGCUUGGCUAGAUGAUACCAAGGACUAUAUAGUGACUCGCUUAAAAGCACAAAGUAUGGAUGGAACGUUGGUACCCAUAUCAGUUUUUCAUAAAACGGUGUUAAGUCAAAUGAAUGAAAAACCUUUGUUGGUCCAUGUCUAUGGGGCUUAUGGUAUGGACUUGAAUGUUGACUUUAAGCCAGAACAGUUAAUGUUAUUGGAAGAUGGCUGGAUUUUAGCAUAUUGCCAUGUAAGAGGUGGUGGUGAGUUGGGUUUAAACUGGCACAAAGCUGGUCGGUUAGAUAAGAAGCACAUUGGCAUAGAAGACUUGCAGGCUUGUCUGUGCUGCUUGCACACGAUGGGAUAUUCCAACCCGAGGCAGACAGCACUCACAGCAAGUAGUGCAGGUGGACUCCUUGUUGGAAGCUUGUGCAACACAUCACCUGAUUACAUCAGAGCUGUUGUUUUACGAGCCCCUUUCCUUGAUGUUCUCAACACCAUGCUGGACUCUUCAUUACCACUCACCAAUGAAGAUCAAGAAGAAUGGGGAAACCCUCUGUCUGACCAAAGACUUUUCAAGUACAUUCAAGCUUAUUGUCCAUAUCAGAAUAUUAAGCCACAGGAAUUCUGCAGAUGCUGGAAAUUCAAGCAACAUACAUCAAAGUUGCUGGUGAACGCAGCAGGCCAAGCAGCAUCUAUAGGAAGAGGCGCAGUCGACGUUUCAGGCCGAGACCCUUCGUCAGGACUAACUGAAGGAAGAAAUUAUCCCUCUGUAUUCAUCACAGCUUACCAAGGUGAUCAGCGUGUACCACUGUCUGGCUUGUUAAAAUAUACAAACAAACUACGAAAUGCUGUGGCCGAUAAUAAGUGUAUUACAACAGACAAAGGUGAAUCACCGAGCAUCAUUUUGGAUAUCCGACCUGGAGAUGAUCAUUUUGGUCCAUCCAACUGGGAACAAUCAUUGCACGAAGUUGCCAGACAUUACGCAUUUCUAUAUAAGGAGCUGGAACUUGAUCCAUAGGCAAUUUGUAAUUGAGUAUUUUCUUUGUAGUGCAUACGGUCGGAGACAUAAACAAGAUAUGAGAUGACUGAUUACCUUUUCUGGAUUUUGAGUUUAUUUUUGUUAUUAGUAAUUGUUUAAUGCACAUUGAAUUGGUAUAUAGUUUACGUAGUAUAGUUUAAAUUUAUAACUUAAUUUUCAUUUGUUUUAUCUGAGAUUUGAAGUAAAACAUGAAGACAAUAUUGAUGCCUUUUAUUCACUCCUGUGUGCCAUCUCUUGUGUCCUUUCAUUCCAAGAUGACUUUUGUUACAUUUCCUUCAUGAAAAUUGUUUAAAUACAUUUCUGUAAUAAAUUGAAGAGCCUUCUGUAAAUAUUACCCAAGUUCUGUGCUGUCAUCUUUGGCAGUUUUUUUAUCUGUCAUCACACAUCUGAUUGAUGAUGUGCUUGCACAUUUA